This is a messenger RNA of Hippoglossus stenolepis (Pacific halibut), 1708 nucleotides long. Its product is annotated as meteorin-like protein. The transcript is spliced from 5 exons. Gene Ontology annotation, molecular function: hormone activity. Bases 319 to 1203 code for a protein of 294 amino acids. Lineage: Eukaryota; Metazoa; Chordata; Actinopteri; Pleuronectiformes; Pleuronectidae. The record is from RefSeq and is a predicted model, not a curated record. Gene Ontology annotation, biological process: positive regulation of brown fat cell differentiation; energy homeostasis.
CCCUGGUGACGCGCAGCGUUACGCACGCAGGAAAAGUUUUUUGCACAGUCUCUGUUGUGCUGCUGCGCGCGCACACCUCCACUUUUUGGACUAGUGUUUAGUCGAAAUGUUUUCAGGGCUCGGACUCUCACACUUCGCCUCGCCUGAACCCGCCAUGUAGCCUGGACGCGCGCUGGACGCACGGAACUCCGGGGAGGAUAGCACUGUUCGACGGGAUCGUUUUGCGGUCCUGGAGCCGCAGAGCGCACGGCUGGUCCCAUCUGGUUUGGCUGGUCUGGGUUCGGUUUGGUGUGCAGGAUCCAGGUGACUGGCUGCACCAUGCCCCGGCCGUGGGCUGCGCACUGGAUCGCGGCUGUGCUCCUCCUGUGUCGGGCGGUGGCGCAGUACUCCAGUGACCAGUGCAGCUGGAGAGGAAGUGGUUUGAGCCACGAGUCCCAUCGCAGAGAUGUGGAGCAGGUCUACCUUCGCUGCUCUCAGGGGUCUCUGGAGUGGCUCUACCCCAUCGGUGCCAUCAUUGUCAACCUGCGGCCAAACACUGACUCCUCAGCGGUGCAUGUGGCAGGUCUCCAUGUGUGCAUCAAGCCCCUGACUUACUCCCAGGGCUCUCAUAUGUACGUGGAGCGUGCCGGAGAUCUGAGGCUGCUGGUGGCCGAGGGCAACCAGGCUCAGAGCACAGUGCACUGUUUCAGCCUGGCAGAGGGGGCUCUCUUUGUGGAAGCCAUCCCGCAGAGCGACAUCAGCCGAAGGAUCACAGCCUUCCAGUAUGAGCUGGUGCCUGGUCAGGGGCCUGGGGCUCAGAUAUAUCCAUUCCUGCACCCGGGCUUAGUUACCUGUGAGCCCUGUUCGGAUGAAGAGCUCCUCAUGGCUGUUUGUACCAGCGACUUUGCUGGAAGUGGCUUCUUUCGAGGGAUGGCGUCAGCUUCUAACGAACACUCCUCUGUUGUGGCGACCCUGAGCCGGCUGUUUCGUCAGAAGAGCGGGGUGUUUGUUUGGGGCGGAGCCAGGGGGCGAAGCUGGGGCGGGCGUGUCAAUGUCCCCUCACGGUGCGGUUUGCGUCCUGGAGGAGAUGAGUACCUUUUGACUGGCUCUGUCCAUUUCGGAAAAGCCUGGCUUGGCUGUGCACCUCGCUACAAGGACUUCCGGGAGCUUUACGUCAGAGCACAGAAAGCCGGAACAAACCCAUGUCAAAUAGACAUAGACUGAGAGGAUGGGUUGAAGUUCUGGAGGAUGGAGCGACAUUUAGUUUGAGACUGACAGAGAGACGAACAGGGAGAAAAGCCCCAUCACUUAAGGCUUACUUUUGCCUUGCAGCAGAAAGGACACUAUGAACAUUUUUGCUGCCCGAACUAAAAUGUCCCCAUUUGACUCGACUUGUAUUGUCUGUCUGUGUGUGUGUAUUUGUGAUGUGUGUGCGUGUGUGCGUGUGUGCGUGCAUGAGUGAGACAGAGUAAAUGGAUGAUGAGCUUAAAUUAAAUUUGUGCCAAACUGCUUGAAAUAUUAAUUCUCAUGAAGAUACCGCUUGUGUGAUCAUUCUUGAAAUGUAAGUUUGCUUUGUAAAAAGCUUUCUGUAAAAUUUAGGAGUCUUCUGACAGAAGUGUACAGUAUGCAGCUCUGUGAGUCUUUACGUACCAAGUUGGUGUGUGUGUGUGUGUGUGUGUGUUUUGCUAUUAAAGUCUUAUAUUUACAGAAAAUAAACGACAGUCCUUCA